AUCUCCAAGAGGCCUGUCUCAUUCUCCCUGGGCUGUAAAAAAGAUAAAUCCUAUAUGUAAUGAUCAUUAUCGGACUAUUUACCAGAAGAGACUAACUGAUGAAGCAAAGAUUUUAAAAAGUCUUCAUCAUCCAAAUAUCAUAGGUUAUCGUGCUUUUACUGAGGCCAGUGAUGGUAGUCUCUGCCUUGCUAUGGAGUAUGGAGGAGAAAAGUCUCUAAAUGACUUGAUAGAAGAGCGAAAUAAAGAAAGCCAAGAUCCUUUUCCAGCAGCUAUAAUUUUAAAAGUUGCCUUGCAUAUGGCGAGAGGACUGAAGUAUCUGCACCAGGAAAAGAAACUGCUUCAUGGAGAUAUAAAGUCUUCAAAUGUUGUAAUUAAAGGUUAUUUUGAAACAGUUAAAAUCUGUGAUGUAGGAGUCUCUCUACCACUGGAUGAAAAUAUGACUGGUAAGUAG
This is a messenger RNA of Dipodomys ordii (Ord's kangaroo rat), 451 nucleotides long. RefSeq names its product lymphokine-activated killer T-cell-originated protein kinase. The record is from RefSeq and is a predicted model, not a curated record. The transcript has 3 exons. The annotation marks the transcript as partial. Gene Ontology annotation, biological process: protein phosphorylation. Gene Ontology annotation, molecular function: protein kinase activity; ATP binding. NCBI's taxonomy places the organism in Eukaryota, Metazoa, Chordata, Mammalia, Rodentia, Heteromyidae.